CUUUAUAUAUAAAUAUAUAUAUAUAAACCAAUUAACCCGACCGAGUUAUAAAUUAGGACAUAGUAAUGGCCCACGACGGGGAGCAGUUCAUCAAGGACAUUCAGCGCGAGUAUGUGGACUUCCUGGACGACGAGGAGGAUCAGGGCAUCUACGCGGGCCACGUCAAGGACAUGAUUGCGGAGAAGAGCAAGCGCCUGAUCGUGAACGUGAAUGAUUUGAAGCGGAAGAACCCACAGCGGGCACUAGGCCUCCUGGGAAAUGCGGCGGAUGAGCAGCUGGCCUUCGGGCGGGCCCUGAAGGAGUACGCCUCCACAGUGGAUCCCGGCUAUGCCAAAAUGCACGAGGAUCUGUUCGUGGGCUUCGAGGGCUGCUUCGGCAACCGCCAUGUCACCCCGCGCUCCCUCACCUCCAUCUAUCUGGGCAACAUGGUCUGCGUGGAGGGCAUUGUCACCAAGGUCUCACUGAUCCGCCCCAAGGUGGUGCGCAGUGUCCACUACUGCCCGAAUACGCGCAAGGUAAUGGAGCGCAAGUACACCGAUCUCACAUCCUUCGAGGCCGUGCCCUCCGGUGCUGCCUACCCCACCAAGGAUGAGGAUGGCAAUCUGCUGGAAACCGAAUACGGUUUGUCUGUCUACAAGGAUCACCAGACGCUGACCAUUCAGGAGAUGCCCGAGAAGGCUCCGGCCGGCCAAUUGCCCCGCUCCGUGGACAUUGUUUGCGACGAUGAUCUCGUGGAUCACUGCAAGCCCGGCGAUCGAGUCCAAAUCGUGGGCAGCUAUCGCUGUCUGCCCAGCAAGCGCGGCGGCUACACCAACGGCACCUUCCGCACCGUUCUGCUGGCUAACAAUAUAUCGCUGCUGAGCAAGGAGAGCAACCUGGACAUCUCGCGCGAGGACAUUAUGCUGUGCAAGAAGCUGGCCAAGAACAACGACAUCUUCGAGCUGCUCAGCAAGAGUCUGGCGCCGUCCAUACAUGGACAUGCGUAUGUGAAGCAGGCCAUCCUCUGUCUGCUCCUCGGUGGCGUAGAGAAGGUCCUGCCGAACGGAACACGGCUGCGUGGCGAUAUCAAUGUCCUGCUCAUCGGUGAUCCCUCGGUGGCCAAGUCGCAGCUGCUGCGCUACGUUCUGAACACCGCUCCGCGGGCGAUUCCCACCACGGGACGUGGCUCCAGUGGCGUGGGUCUCACGGCGGCGGUUACCACGGAUCAGGAGACCGGGGAGCGGCGUCUGGAGGCCGGCGCCAUGGUCCUAGCCGAUCGCGGCGUCGUCUGCAUCGAUGAGUUCGACAAGAUGAGCGAUAUUGAUCGCACGGCCAUCCACGAAGUGAUGGAACAGGGCCGCGUGACCAUUUCCAAGGCGGGCAUCCAUGCCUCGCUCAAUGCUCGCUGUUCGGUUUUGGCUGCCGCCAAUCCGGUGUACGGAAGGUAUGAUCAAUAUAAAACGCCCAUGGAGAACAUUGGGCUGCAGGACUCGCUGCUUUCGCGUUUCGACUUGCUCUUCGUGAUGCUGGACGUGAUUGACAGCGAUGUGGACCAGAUGAUCUCGGACCAUGUGGUGCGUAUGCAUCGCUACCGCAAUCCCAAGGAGGCAGACGGAGAGCCCCUGUCCAUGGGUAGCUCCUAUGCGGAUUCGUUGUCCUUUGUUUCCAGCAGUGAGGAGAAAAAGGACACUGAGGUCUAUGAGAAGUACGAUGCCCUGCUGCAUGGCAAAUCCCGCCAGCGCCACGAGAAGAUCCUGUCCGUGGAGUUCAUGCGCAAGUACAUACACAUUGCCAAGUGCAUGAAGCCCAAAUUGGGCGAGCAGGCUUGCGAGGCGAUCGCCAAUGAGUAUUCCCGUCUGCGCUCCCAGGAGGCGGUCCAAACGGAUGUGGCCCGCACCCAGCCGAUUACGGCCCGUACCCUGGAGACCCUGAUCCGCUUGUCGACGGCUCAUGCCAGGGCACGCAUGUCCAAGUCGGUGACCAUCGAGGACGCCCAUGCAGCCAUUGAGCUGGUGCAGUUCGCCUACUUCAAGAAGGUGCUGGAGAAGGAGCGCGGCAGCAAGCGUCGCCGGCACAGUGGAUCCGAGGAGGAGGAGGAUGACGAGAACGGUGGGGCACGCAGUCAGCACUCUCCGUCGCGUCGCUCCAAGCGCACACGAACUGCGCCGGUGGGCGUGGAUAGCGAUGAGGAGGACAUUGAGACACCGCAGCCGGAUGCUGGAGACUUGACGCGCCGCGAGACCCGACGUUCGCUUCCCGCUCGCCCCCAGCUGCUGACUUCCAGCGAGGAGCAGUCAUCGGUGGGUGAGACACCGCCGGCGGAGCCAGCCUCCAUCAGCGAGCAACGACUGGGCGCAUUCAAGAACAACCUGCAGCGCCUGUUCCGCGAGGCACGCGAACAGAGCCUGCCGCUGGCCAGGAUCACCACGGCCAUCAACGAGGGCAACCAGGAGCCAUUCACCGGCGGCGAAAUCGAGGCAGCCGUCAAUCGCAUGACCGAGGACAACCAGAUCAUGGUGGCCGACGACAUUGUCUUUCUCAUCUAAUCUCACAUUCCAACGGAGCAUCUUCACCAGGUCCAUCAAAGCUUACAUCCACUAUCUAUUAUAUACUUCAUGUAUCGGUUAAGUUGUGUUUUUUGUUUAAAUUUAUAUAAUAAUAAACAUUUUUGGUACUAUCUUUGCAAAUUA
Molecule: messenger RNA, 2669 nt
Organism: Drosophila gunungcola (fruit fly)
Lineage: Eukaryota; Metazoa; Arthropoda; Insecta; Diptera; Drosophilidae
Gene: Mcm3
Product: DNA replication licensing factor Mcm3
Exons: 3
Coding region: 66-2525 (819 amino acids)
Biological process (GO): DNA replication; double-strand break repair via break-induced replication; DNA strand elongation involved in DNA replication
Cellular component (GO): nucleus; MCM complex
Molecular function (GO): single-stranded DNA helicase activity; ATP binding; single-stranded DNA binding
Source: RefSeq, a predicted model, not a curated record